Messenger RNA from Aureobasidium musti, 1131 nucleotides. The record is from the annotation of a GenBank genome assembly. Lineage: Eukaryota; Fungi; Ascomycota; Dothideomycetes; Dothideales; Saccotheciaceae.
AUUGCUCAGGCGCUUCUACUUACGUUGACGCUGUCCAUCACUCUCUUGCGAUGCUUUGUCCGCUUAAGAAUUGAAGCGCGUGCUCUUACUCUGUCUGACUACUUGGUGUGGGCGGGCUAUGUGCUCACUGUCGCAUUCGUAAUAUGCCAAGGCAUUGCUUUGAAUGCUGCACGAACGCAUCCUCUCGUCGAUGCUACGUACACAGAUUCUGAGGUUUACCUCAAGGUUUNNGCUGUCUUUGCAUCAUGCUUCUUCUUUGACGUUGGCUUGUUCAUGCCAAAGGCGUCCAUCACAGCCUUCUACUGGUGGCUCAUCCCGAAAAUGUUCAGAAACCUCAGAGUUCUGUUAUGCGUUGUGACCAUCUACCUCGGUCUUGCUCUGACUGCCGCUUUCUUCAUCGAUCUCCUGAUCUGUUUCCCGAUUAGUGAGAAUUGGUCGCUGGACUACGACAAGCAAGGUCGUUCCAUCUGGAAUUCUUACACAGAUUUCUGGCUCGAAUGGAUGCUGAACUUCUCAACGGAUGUUNUUUCUGAGGAUGCUUUCAGCUGGUCAAUAUGUGCUAACCUGCUGACAGUCUUCUGCAUCCCUUUCUUCAUCAUCAAAUCCCUCAAGCUCCGCCAGAGACAGAAGUUCGGCCUGAUGGGCGUUUUUUCCCUAGGUAUCAUCACGAUGGCUAUCAGUUUCGCCCGCUUUAUGAUCUACACGGUCUCGGACUACGACCUGGGCGACAAUGAUGGAGCCGUCAUGUGUACAGCAGAAAUGUGCACCUCGCUCAUCGUCGCUUCGCUACCAGGCCUCAAAGUUCUCAUCACACGGGGCAUCAACAACGCUACCGGCUACAGCGGCUCAGGCUCGAACAAGCCUUCCAACGGUCCCAACUCCCAGAGCCGUAUCGCAAACCUCUCUGCUCGCUUGUCUCGCCCGACGCGAUCACCCUCUUUCGACGAAUCCGAGUUCGAGUUGAUCACAAUGAAUGCUUCGGACAAGCAGUUUCGUGGGAAGUUGGCGUCGACAGCAGGGAGUGAAGAGUUGGAUACUCAGAUUACGGUGAAACAUGAUUUCACUGUUGAGCAUGGGAUUGACAGUAAGAGAGGGUCAUACCAAAACACUAUGAGUCAGCCUUUCGUGUAG